AUGGAGAAAGUCGCGCAGAUUCUGCACUGGAACAAGAAUUGGAUCAAUGAGGAUAUGGCCCUGUUCGUGACGCGGAGCUCGAGAGUGCAUCUCUUUCGCAAGGCUGAAGAGCAGAAUAUCGUUCUGUGGCAGGGUGUCAAUCUGUGCGUUCUGGCCGCGCCCAUGGAGUGGGCGUUGGAGAGGAAGCUGAGGAGGAUUCACCAUACGGACCGGGGCCGGAAGACCAGUCACGAUAUGCAUGAUGCGAUUGCCAUGUUAAAGCAUCUAAGGGAUAAAAAUGGAGGGCCGUUGGACAAGAAUUAUAUCGCGGGCAUGAAUUUGAAUACGUUCGACGUGCUUCCGGAUGAUACGACCAUGAGUCGGGUCGAGGCAGAGUACCAACAGACUUUUAACGAGAAGAUAUUCCAAUAG
Molecule: messenger RNA, 411 nt
Organism: Uncinocarpus reesii 1704
Lineage: Eukaryota; Fungi; Ascomycota; Eurotiomycetes; Onygenales; Onygenaceae
Exons: 1
Coding region: 1-411 (136 amino acids)
Source: RefSeq, a predicted model, not a curated record